This is a messenger RNA of Aspergillus calidoustus, 2232 nucleotides long. The record is from the annotation of a GenBank genome assembly. Lineage: Eukaryota; Fungi; Ascomycota; Eurotiomycetes; Eurotiales; Aspergillaceae.
AUGCAGCUCACCGAGGAUAAGGCCACGGAGGUCAAGAACUGGGUUGUGAAGAAGCUGGAAGACAUCUCAGAUGCAGACUCGGACGUGCUUGCGGACUAUGUAUUGGCUCUUAUCAGGACCGAUGCGCCCGAUGAGGAGAUCCGGAAGGCCUCUGUCGAGAAUUUGGAGGACUUUCUAAGGGAGCACACCAACGAAUUUGUCGAUGAACUUUUCGCGACUUUUGCAUCUAAACAGGGUCCUCCAUCCGCGCCGAACCCCGCGGUCCAACUGCAAACGCCCCAGGGUGCGGGAUCAGCCCCUCAGAUACCAGUGCCGUCAAAGCCACCGAGCGGCCCUUCACACGGAUCCUAUGUGCCUCCCGCAUACGCCGAGGGUCCAUUCAAUAACAACCGUAAACGCACAUACAAUGACGGCUUCAGCGGGGAGAAUGACCGCGACGAUGUUACCCACCAACGCACUUUCAAGACCCCGCGCCGAGGGCGUGGCGGUGGACGAGGCGACUGGAUGGGGAGAGACGGCCACGCACCGUCUGGACCCCCAGGGCAAUUCCCUCACCCGCCCGCUGGCGGAUUCCCAGUCAUGCCUCCGGCAUUCCCUGGUUUUGACCAGAAUGAUCCAAUGGCAGCGAUGAUGGCGCUUCAGAGCAUGGGCUUUCCGCAGAUGCCAGGAAUGCCUCCUAUGCCUAUGCCACCGGGUGGCGGAGCGCCUGGCCAACAAGGGGAACAAAUGGGAGCGAAGAGCACAGAGAAAUGCCCGUUCUACGAAACGCAAGGGAUCUGCUACCUCGGAGCGGCUUGUCCGUAUCAGCAUGAUAUCGUUCCCGGCUCUUCAAGGCCUGAUGAAUAUGACCCGAAAUCAUCAAAUAUCGUUUCAGAUUUCCAGAGACGAAGCUCUGAAGCUCCGACGCGCGGAAACGACCGAGGUCGAGGCCGCGGCCGUGGCCGUGGUGGGGAUAGAGGCGGUUUUGCUAACCGCGGCCGUCGAUCUGAGUUCUCUUCGGCUGGGCCUACCGAUGACCCUUCAGUGAAGACCAUUGUUGUGGAGCAAAUCCCUGAUGACAAGCUGGACGACUUUUCAGUCCGAGAGUUCUUCUCUCAGUUUGGAGAGAUCGCAGAUAUCAUGCUCCAGCCACACAAAAAGCUUGCCCUAAUCACAUAUGGUGACCACGCGGCUGCCAAGGCAGCUUGGUCCAGCCCAAAGGUGAUUUUCGAUAACAGAUUCGUCAAAGUCUACUGGCAUAAACCCAAGGGAGAGCGAAAUGUUGAUCAGCGCCCGGGAUAUAACGACGCCCGCGAAGAGUCGCAGCCUUUCAAUCAAGAAGAGUUCGAGAGACAGCAAGAAGAAGCGCAGAGAGCUCACGAAGAAAAACUCAAACGGCGCCGAGAGACAGAAGAAGCAAAGCAAGCUCUAGAGAAACAGCGCGAGGAACUCCUGAAGAAGCAAGAAGAGGAAAAGCAGCGCCUGCUCCAGAAAAUCGGCGCCGCAACACCCAGCAGCGCCUCUCCGAACGGCACAGCCGCGCAAUCCCCCACUGACGAAAACGCCAGCGAGCAAACCAAGCAGCUCCGAGCGCAGCUUGCUGCACUCGAAGCCGAAGCCAAGUCCCUGGGUCUUGACCCCAACAAUUCCCCCGACGCCAACCAAUCCUACCGCGGCCGUGGCAGAGGAGGCUUCUCUGGCGGUCGCGGCGGCUACCCGCCACGUGGACGCGGCUACGACCCCUCAUAUCGCGGCUCGUAUCGUGGUCGAGGCGGGGGGUUCCCUGCACGCGGCCGCGGUGGCGUCCUGCGUCUCGACAAUAGGCCCAAGCGUGUGGCAGUCUCGGGUAUCAAGCCGAAUUCCGAACAGGACGAGGCGUUCCGGCAGUUCCUUAUUGGCGUCGGCGACUACGACUCCAUAACACCAAACCCCAAUGACCCAGACUCCCUCAUCAUCGCGUUCAAAGAACGCUACAUCGCCGAGAAAUUCUUCUACGGCGCACGCAACAUCCCCUCCGUCGGCGAAAUCCAGGUCUCCUGGGUUCCGAAUCCCCCUCUUCCCACUCCGUCAUCAUCAGGUCAACCGCUACCCUCCGCAUCCUCGGGGCUAGAUGCGAAGACCGCUUCCGACGAGGACACAAUUAUGGAGUCUGCCCCUAUGCCCGGUGACCAGGCCGGUAGGAAGGAUGGGAAUAUCAACGCUGAUGUAGAUUAUGAUGUUGCCGAGGAGGAUGAUAGUUGGGGUGUGCAAUGA